GCAUAUUAUAUAGAUUAAUUCCACCAAAAGCGAAAUAUUUCAAGCCUUUAUUUGUAUUAAUCUUGAUGAUUAUGGCUUACAGCUCAUAAAACCCCAAAAUUCAGUAUCUAAGAAUGUUUGAAUAUUACAUAAGAUAUAUAUUUUUAAUUAAUACAAUUAAAGGACUGAAAUAUUUCACAUUGGGUGUAAUGAGUUUCACUUUUUAAAUGGAAUUAUGGGAAUUAAUUAACUUUUACACAAUAUUCUAAUUUAUUGAGAUGCACCCGUAUAAUGGGAAAUACUAACUAUAUACUAAACUGCUGCAAUAGUUUGUCUAUUUACACUGGUUAGAGCUUGAUAACUGACGUCGUGUUGUCCAGCUAUAUUCCAGCCUCACUUUCUCUUAAUUAACACAAAACGACUGCUUCAAUCAAUACAAUAGUGUCUCAAUUCAUCAGCAUAUUCCCUUGCUGUCCUCCCUCUCCGUCCGUCUAUUACUAAACACAUUUUAAUGUUUAUGUAUAUUUUUAUUAUGUUGCACUGUAACCACAUUUUUUUUGCAUCCUGCGUAAAAUAAUUUCAAUGUACAGAAGGACCCUGCGUUUUCUCUGCACAAAUGACAGUAAAACAAUUUGACUUUGAUUAAUGCGCGGUUUAUGAGCCCUGUGAGGUGUGUUGUGGUACGUUGUCCUCUAGGUGUCGCAGUUUCACCAAUGACCUCCAUCCGGAGCUCAGCGAUGGACCAGCCCAUAGUGACCGGGCCCCUGCCCGGAUAGAGGACGCCUUGAUUAAGGUCUAAUGACGCCCAGUACCCCGAACCCGAAGGAAGACGCGGACCGCGGACGUCCACCCCUCUCCACGAGUACCACCCAACACCCCCCAUCCCCACCUGGGGGGGGCUCGCGGGUCGUGCGCGCGGAGCCGAGCAGCACGAGAGCGCAGCUCGCGCGCAUUCUGCGCUCUGCUCGCGGCAGUAAUCGGACGCACCGGAGGACCGGAUCAACUUCAGACCCGCCGCCCAACUUAGUUCGCGACCGCUGGUGGAGACGGGGGGAUGGAGGCGCUCAGGAGACCCUGAUCGAUAUCGGUGAUUAUCCGCGGAUGAUUAUUGGCGGAGUGGGGGCUUGAAGAUGAUGGCUUCGAUAGGGGAGUUCGACCCCCUCAACACGCGGGUUCCCGCCACCAAGAUAGAAGUUACCGUCUCGUGCCGGCAUCUCCUGGAUGUGGACACCUUCUCUAAAUCUGAUCCAGUGGUGGUUCUGUACCUGCAAGGCGUUGGAUCCAAGGAGUGGAGAGAGUUUGGCAGAACGGAAGUGAUUGACAACACCCUGAACCCAGACUUCGUCCGGAAGUUUGUCCUGGACUUCUUCUUUGAAGAGAAGCAAAACCUGAGGUUUGACGUAUACAAUGUGGACACCAGAAGCUGCAACAUCUCUAAACAUAAGGACUUCCUGGGCCAGACCUUCUGUACCCUGGGCGAGGUCAUCGGAUCGGUCGGAGGCCGCCUGGAGAAGACCCUCUCCGGGAUACCAGGGAAGAAGUGUGGUGUCAUUAUCUUGAGUGCCGAAGAACUCAGCAACUGUAGGGACAUCGCCACCAUGCAGCUGUGUGCCAACAAGCUGGACAAGAAGGACUUCUUCGGCAAGUGACCCUUCCUGGUGUUCUACCGCAGCAACGAGGAUGGGACUAACUGCGUGGGGAUAGAGGGCGUGCUCCAGGCCUACUUUGAGAGCCUGCGGACCGUCACGCUCUACGGACCCACCAACUUCGCCCCCGUCAUCAACCAAGUGGCCAACUGUGCUGCUGAGAUAACAGACGGGUCUCAGUACUUUGUGCUGCUGAUGAUCACAGAUGGAGUGAUCUCUGACAUGCUGCAAACCAAGGAGGCUGUGGUAAACGCGGCCUCCCUCCCCAUGUCCAUCAUCAUCGUAGGGGUGGGGCCAGCCGAGUUUGACGCGAUGGAGGAGCUGGAUGGAGAUGAGGUGCGAGUCUCCUUUAAGGGCCGUGAGGCUGAGAGGGACAUUGUACAGUUUGUUCCGUUCCGGGACUACAUCGACCGCACGGGGAACCAAGUGCUGAGCAUGGCCCGGUUGGCCAAGGAUGUGCUGGCCGAGAUCCCCGACCAGAUCCUGUCCUUCAUGAAGACCCGCGGGAUCGAACCCCGACCCGGCCUCUCCUGCUCCCCCCUGCCAGACCUCCCAGGACACAUCUGACCCCCUACUGAGCAACCGCAGACCUAUCUGACCAAUCACAGAGCUAUCUGACCCUACCGACCAAUCCCAGAGCUAUCUGACCCAACCACAGACACAUCUGACCCCACUGACCAAUCACUGACCAACCACAGACCUAUCUGACCCUACUGACCAAUGAAAGACUUAUCUGACCCUGACUGACCAAUCACAGACCUAUCUGACCCCACUGACCAAUCACAGACCUAUCUGACCAAUCACAGACCUAUCUGAACCGCACUGACCAAUCACAGACCUAUCCGACCAAUCACAGACCUAUCUGACCCCACUGAAUAACCAGAGACCUUUCUGACCAACCAUAGACAUAUCUGACCUCCAUCAUAUCUGACCAUCAUAUCUGACCUCCAUCUUAUCUGACCUCCAUCUUAUCUGACCUCCAUUGCAGACCUAUCUGACCUUGUUUCCCGCUAUAAGAUGGAAUAGUUUGUCCAUGAGUUUGCUUCGUGUCUUGGUCAGAUAUGGUCAGUUGGGUGUGAUAUUAAGAUCUGCAAAUCAUGUCUAAGGCCGCGUUCACAUCUAGCAGUCAGCCAGUAUUCAUGAGGGAGGGUUAGGGGGAAAUAGAGUCAGCCAAUGAACAACCAGUAUUGACGAGGGAGAAUCAGGGGGAAAUAGAGUCAGCCAAUGAACAGCCAUUAUUAAUAAGGGCGGGUCAGAGGGAAGUCUAGACUGGAUUUAAAAUGCUGAGAAUGUCAAUUGAAGAGGAGCAGGGGAGGGCUGGCACCACCGCAUUCAUUACUUGUUCUUCUACAUCCGCACACACGCGCAUGCACGCGCACAAACACACACACACAAACACACGUACACACUCUCACAGACACACUUGUGUGAGCCACGCCUGGCCUCUUCUGCCCAGCUGGGUACAGAUUGGUUACCCCCCCUACCCCCCCAAACCCCCCACCACUUGAGAAAUGCCAAUCUCUGAACCCCCAUGGGGGGCUGUGUGCGUGUGUGUGUGUGUGUGUGUGUGUGUGUGUGUGUGUGUGUGUGUGUGUGUGUGUGUGUGUGUGUGUGUGUGUGUGUGUGUGUGUGUGUGUGUGUGUGUGUGUGUGUGUGUGUGUGUGACAGAUGAGAGUGGAGUGAAGGAUACGGUGUCAGAGAGACCACAUAAAGGAGUGGAAAGAUAGAGAGCCGAUUAGAGAGAGAGAGAGAGAGAGAGAGAGAGAGAAUGGAGAUGUGCGAGAGGUAUGGAGAGAUUCAGAGGAAGAGGAGGAAGGGGGAGUUAGAGAGAUAGGGAGGGAGAGAAAGCCAGAGAGAGGGAAAGGAUUGGAGAGAGAGGGAGAUGGGGGGGGGGGGGGGGUGAGAGAGAGAGAGAGAUGGAGGGAGAGAAAGAGAGUGGGGGAGGGGGGGUGGAGAGAGAGAGGAAAGAGACAAGCGAGAAGGAAGUAGAGAUUGGGAGAUGGGUGGAGAGAAGGAGAGAACAAUGAGAAUGUUUAGAGAGAGAGAGAGAGAGAGAGAGAGAGAGAGAGAGAGAGAGAGAGAGAGAGAGAGAGAGAGAGAGAGAGAGAGAGAGAGGGGGUGAGUGGAGGGAGAGAUAGAGGGAGAGAGAGAGCAUGGGACAUAGAGAAACAUCAGAUCAAAGUGUCUGGCUGGAGAGGGUGUUUGAUAUAUUGCGUCAUCCCAACACACGUUCAGAAAAUCAUUAGUUGUUCCUGUUUUGUGUGUCAUUCACAAAACUAACCAGACAUGCAGAUGUAUCUAAAAGCAAUAGUCCUAAUACAUACACGUGUAAUACUUUGCCCAUCAUUACGCCAAUCCAUUCUGUCAGAGCUUGAUACAGGCUGUGGAGCAGAUGAACACUCCCAUCUAGCGGCCUGAGUGUGCAACUACACGCUUAAAGCCCCAUUCCGCUUCUACUAAUUAACAUCUUAAUCAGAGGGUAUAUCUCAAAGCAGCUGUUGACUUUGUGUAUCGGUUUUCCAUGUUGCUGCAUGAAGAUUCUCUGAAUCGCCGAUUUAGUGUCACGGCAGGACACGAACUACUGAACUUUCAGAUGCAUGAGUUGUUUCUUCGCUCAUCGACGUCGUAACGUUAAACCGUGUUCGCGCACACGCUGCCGAUACAGUCGUCCGAUCGAUAAUCUAUACCAGGUAGCUUUAUAAUGUAGGCUACUAUACUAUCUUGUUGGGUAUAUCUGUGAUCCGCCACCAUUCUGCUGGAUGACGAGGGUAUAGAUAUCGGGGCAGGAUGCGACUGGACGUUUCUCGACUCUUUACUGUUCCAAACAUCAUCUCCAUGAUUAUGAUCCAUCCUUGCAAUGAUCAAUAUUUGAUGAAUUCGAUAUUCAUUCGUUUUUCUGCACAUAAUCCAUAAAGUGGAACGGUUUUUAUUGACUCUAUUUGUGAUUCACCCCAAAAAGGACCUGUUGUAAUAGGCUACUACUUGAUCGUGUUUCUGCUGUUCAAUAUUCCCGUCCUGUUUACUGCACUAAGAGAACAAUGUCGUGUUCUGCAUGUCUGAGAACUAUACGAAGUGUUGUGUUUUUACUAAGCGUGAUGUUGACUGUCCAAAAAUAAUAGAGAGAUUGAGGUUAUAUCUCAUCAUAUAGGCUAUGCACUCCACUCAACGCUGUACAUUUGGAAGCUGUUUAAAGGUGCUGUUUGUAAGAUUUAGGAGCUGUUUUUUUUUUCAUUAUUGGAAUGGCAUCGACAACCCGUCGGCUAUUAGUGAGUACAAUUAUCUGUUCGAAUAUCGGUUUCAAAUCACCUGAAUCUGUAUGAGCCGAUUUAAAUGUAAUGAUCGCUCCCUGGCUUAUUUCUUACCAUUCGGGGCAUCUCUUCCCUGAUUGAGGCGCAAUCUUACCUUUUGAUCCCAGAUGUGUAUUUUUCUCACUUCUCAAAGGUGGAAUGGAGGUAGGGAAGGAGCACAGAAGGGAGGGGAGGUUUUUGAGUGAUUUAGUUUCAGCGCCAUGCCGCCUUGUGUUUACAGCUCUCCAAUCUUACUCACAGCAGCUUUAUCGCGGGACAUGGCGAUGUUUUGUGUUUCCAGGUUUUUCUAACCAAACGAGAUGGUGUUUUACUUCUUGUGGUGCGGCGUGUCCCCGAGAUAUGUGCGGAGAAGCUAGGACACAACAUGGAGGGGAUGUCUCUCAUGCUGUGUCCUUCCUUGUUUUAGUCUGCACGUAAUCUAUAGGUUCACACUUUGCAUACGUCGGACAACCACAGACCAAUAGGAAAACAGGUACCAUCACUGGUGAAGGUGUUGUUUGAUGAUGUCUUUGUACUGAGUCUUGUGUCUUAUAAAUAUACAUAUAUUAAUAUAUACAUAUAUACCACUCGGUACGUACUAUACACUAGUCAAGUCAACAUACCAAAAACAUGAUGGUCAAGUGUUUCUUAGUCAGUACUGCAGAAUGUUAGGGUGAAGGUCAGAGGUCAUGACCUCAGGACACGUAUAUACUGGGUCUGUUUCUACAUUCAUGUAUCCAGUGGGAAUGUAGUGUUGUUGAAACUUAGACUGGAGGGAUAGUAUUCUGUGUUUAUGCAGGAGGUAAUCUCGUGGCUGUCACUUUCCAUUAUUUUCACAGUGGUUUAGAAUAGGCCUCAUUUUGUUACCGCAGUUACCACAUUAAGUAUUAAAAGUAUUUUAAUUAUC
This is a messenger RNA of Gadus macrocephalus (Pacific cod), 5819 nucleotides long. RefSeq names its product copine-9-like. Lineage: Eukaryota; Metazoa; Chordata; Actinopteri; Gadiformes; Gadidae. Gene Ontology annotation, molecular function: calcium-dependent phospholipid binding. The record is from RefSeq and is a predicted model, not a curated record. Gene Ontology annotation, cellular component: plasma membrane. Gene Ontology annotation, biological process: cellular response to calcium ion.